AUGACUGAGCUCUUUUCCUCUUCUUCAUCUUUCUUUAUUCAUCACACAAACCCAGAAACAAAGGCUCGCCCCACACAAACAGACCCACUAUCCUCCCACACACAAACACACACAAACCUUUGGUGGUACACUAGAGCAACACAAUUAACACCCUGUAACAUUAACAGACAUGUUAUCUUGUAAUACCACUGUGUCAGUUGUACUGUAACUUAAUCACGUGUGCUGAAGCAGUCGUGUUUACAUCCCUAAGUGGGACUCAUAAUAAAACAUCUUGUAUAGUUGAGCUGAAACAAUUGGUUUCUCUGUCAAUUAACGUUAACUGAGACGUCCAUAAUGGAUUGACCUACAUCGAAAUAAAUGCGGGACACAAAGGUUAUAUUUUAAUGGGGUGGACUCAAGUAUUUUCAGUCAAUCAUCUGGCCUCUGAUGUCUUGCCACUUGUAUAUUAUAUUCAAAUGUUUAACCACAAUAAAAAAUGGACGUUAAUCGAAUAAAAGAGAUUAACGGACAUUAAAGCAGCCGUUGGCUGUCACUUUAGCUUCGUUGACUGAAAAAUCCCUGAACGUUAGAUAGUUAAAUGUAGCGUUGUGUGAACGGUAUACCGGCCUGGCUGCUGUUGAUAGUACGGAUACCUGUUAGCAGACUGCAGCUGUGUUUGGGUGUGCUUCAUGCUUCGUGCUUUGGGCUUUUUAGUGGAGCAGAGACGACGCCCGUUUGCUAGCUUAGCGACGGUUAGCUUAGCUAGCAGCCGACGCCAUUACCAGCCGACGCUAGCUAGCUUUUGACGCUUCUGUGGGCCUGAAGGUUUUUUUUUUAGUGUGCCGAUGAGCAGCUACAUUUCACGCUCUGUCCCUUGAACCCGUUGGUGUGAUGCAUUCACUGUCUCAGGAGAUCCAAAGCUUCUCCAAAGACUGCCUGAAGAAGCAGUGCACCCUCGUUACCACGGUGACCGGCAGGAGGCUGCUGGAGAGGAGGGGUGAUGGAGGAGAGGGAGAGGAGCAGGUCGAGGAGCUGGAGGAGGACGGCGGAUGUGGGUUUGUCGAAGAUAAAAGUCUGGACCUUCAAGUUGGUGUCGUCAGACCCUUCCUACUUCUGGCCUCUCAGGAUGCAGCCCACGAUGUCGACACCCUGCGGAGACAUAAGGUGUCUCAUGUGUUAAAUGUGGCCUACGGAGUCAGCAACCCGUUCCCGGAUCAGUGCGUCUACAAGACGCUCCCGAUCCUGGACCUCCCGGACACCGACAUCACCGCCUACCUGGGGGAGUGCGGCUCCUUCGUGGACCGCGCCCGAGAAAAGGACGGUGUGGUCCUGGUCCACUGCAACGCCGGCGUCUCGCGCUCCGCCUCCGUCGUGAUUGGCUACCUGAUGAUGAGGGAGGGGCUUACGUUUGACGAGGCCUACGCUCAGGUGAAGCUGGCCCGGCCCUCGACUCGCCCGAACCCGGGCUUCCACCGCCAGCUGCAGGGCUACGGACCUUAAAGCUGCAUUCUUUGUUGUUCGUGUUUUUACCCACCAGAGAGCAGCGGAACGAGCUGUGAAUUCCAACAUGGUGAUUAUUUGUAGGGUUACACUUCCUUGUACAGAAGGAGAUUCACCAGUGCAGCUCUAAGGAACCAGACAUAUGUUCUUUAAGCCUUAAAAGACAAACGUAAGAAAAACAAUUCAGUUUUAAGAGCUCGAGUUUGUACUUGUGCGUCAUUUUGGAAAAAAUGUGUCUGCCUUUUAUUCCGCAGUUACAAAAAUAAACCGUUUUUUUUUUAACUGUUGCAUUUGCUCAUUUUGGAGCCACUAGUUUUCUUUAUGGAUUGCGUUCUAAUUAGACUUACAACCUUUCCCUCAGUUUACAGCUUGAUUUCUUUCUUUCUGAUGCAUCACUGAUCACAACGAUCGCUGCUGCGAUGUCUCUGUCACUUUCACUACUUCACAAAGUUGAUGCGCCAACCUCGCUCCCAUGAAAUAAU
This is a messenger RNA of Pungitius pungitius (ninespine stickleback), 1961 nucleotides long. Its product is annotated as dual specificity protein phosphatase 19-like. Gene Ontology annotation, molecular function: JUN kinase phosphatase activity. Gene Ontology annotation, cellular component: cytoplasm. The record is from RefSeq and is a predicted model, not a curated record. Gene Ontology annotation, biological process: regulation of MAP kinase activity; protein dephosphorylation. The coding region runs from base 871 to 1479 and encodes 202 amino acids. Lineage: Eukaryota; Metazoa; Chordata; Actinopteri; Perciformes; Gasterosteidae. The transcript is spliced from 5 exons.